This is a messenger RNA of Brienomyrus brachyistius, 2690 nucleotides long. It is a transcript of the gene exd1, whose product is annotated as exonuclease 3'-5' domain containing 1. Gene Ontology annotation, molecular function: 3'-5' exonuclease activity; nucleic acid binding. The transcript has 11 exons. The coding region runs from base 754 to 2328 and encodes 524 amino acids. NCBI's taxonomy places the organism in Eukaryota, Metazoa, Chordata, Actinopteri, Osteoglossiformes, Mormyridae. The record is from RefSeq and is a predicted model, not a curated record. Gene Ontology annotation, biological process: nucleobase-containing compound metabolic process.
CCAAAACUCGCAGGCACCUCUCUCAUGUGUCCUUUACAGGUCAUACCUCUCAUUUUAAAUAGAAAAGUGCAGCCUUCAUCGGGUUUAAUGAAAUGGACUUUAGUUAAAUUUAUGCAUUAGUCAGUGCACUGGUCCCUAACGCAGGUCAUCCCGUUUUGUUUCAGUACAUUCUGCUCAUUGUGUACACUAGCGGUGUGCGACUCUGUACGGAAAAACAUCUACGCAGGAAGCACAAACUUCUGUGGGGCUGUGCGGUUUCCUUCAUGCUGCUAGUGACUAUUUGUAGUGCAAGACACACACCUAUCCCGGGUGUUGUAUGCACAUGUGGUUAGGUAGUGAUGCAAGGUGCCCCAAUAAAAUGUCCUUUUGGUUGUUGCUAGAAAUUUCUAGACCUGGGAUGAGACUGGAUGCAAAAUGUAGAUCUUGUAAAUGACCUGAAGACUAGAAUGUUUGUGGUUUGUUCUGCGUUUACAGAUGCAAUAUUUUAUUUCGUAAGGACCAUGAAAAAUGUAUUUCAAACAAUUUAGAAAAUCGCAAAAAUUCAACGUGUAAUAUUCCGCUAUUCGUUCCGUCACUUUAGAUCACGUUUCACAUUUUAGUGUUUCUCCUAAACUGUGUGCGUUGAAGGCGGCCAUCAGCUUACUGAGCCGAACACGUGUUUGUCGGGCAUCUUCCGGUUAAUUAAAGAGCGUUGCGGAUAUUAAAACGCGCCCUGAUUGAAUUCAAACCAGCCAAAAGUAGACAAGGUGCACAAUGUGCAUGAUGGAAGAUUACCAAUUCUUGGAAAGCUUUAAAAAUAAGCGUUUAAAAAUCACCCUAAAGUCCGCUACAUACGUUGGCACAAUACAGCGCGUCAACUUAAACAAAACGCUGAUCCUGGAGGACGUUGUCGAUUUCCAAAGUGGCCGAAAAUUCCCAGGGACGAAGCUUUUCUUUGGUCACGAAAUUUUAAACGUUGAACUACCUCCAGAGUCUGGAAAUGGUGACGGGGACAAAGGCAAGCUAACGGUCUCCGAGUUCCAGCCUUACAGAAAAAUUAUGAAGCUGGGCGAGGAUGAGGCUGACAGUGAGUAUGUGGACUUUGUGGUGGUCGACGAGUUCUACGAGAAGUUCAGCCCUGCUGUGAUGAACAUCCGCAAACAGCAGGUGAUUGGGAUUGCGGCCGAUGUGUUGGGGGCAUUCCCUCACGCCAGGCUCUGCUGGCUUCAGAUCUCCACCAAGGACAAGGUUUACCUCUUUGACAUCUUGGUGCUUGGAGCGCGAGCCUUCAAGAAUGGCUUGUCCAUGAUUCUUGAGAAUAAGCACAUUUUAAAAGUGACGCAUGGCUGUCGGGGUAUAUCAUCCUGUCUCUUGGCUCAGUACAACGUCAAUCUCACCAAUAUCUUCGACACUCAGGUUGCAGACGUCUUGCACUUCCACAUGGAGACGGGCGGCCUGCUCCCGGAGCGGCUCAGCACUCUGCAGGAGGUUGUGGGCCUCCACCUGAAGGUGGCGCCCUCACGCCUGUCACCACUGAAGAUCAAGGACCAGCUGGCCAAGGAGGAUGGGGAGGUGUGGUACGUGCGGCCCUGCCCCGCCGCCCUGCUCAAAGUCAUGGCCCUGUCAGUGAUCCACCUGCAGCCCCUGCGGCUGGUGCUGCUCGAUGCCCUCCUCUCCGACUACACCGACCUGGUGGAUGCAUACCUGGAGCACAGCAGGCAGGAUGCCAUCCAGGUCCAGGACAUUGGCUCGUCUACUGGACUGGAACUCCCCCCGGAGCUGUGGAAGUUGGAGCAGACCAAACUGGAGCGACGGGAAAAGGCGCUGGACAGGUUCCCUGUCACCCACGACGGCCUGCUGGUGCGCUACGGCCCUGGGCCCCUCGGGGACCGAGCAGCCCUUCCUAUGGGGUCUAAGCGCCCCGACCCGGCUGAGAGGACCUCUAAAGACCAGGAUUUCGGAUUAAAGUCUGAUCCGGUUCCGACCUUGGGGAAGGAGAACAGCGCCCCCAGGCUCUUGGAGACUGCAGCAAUGUCAGUGGGGGGGGCAUCGCAGAUGGAGGGGGUUGGCUGCCCCGUACCCUAUCCUGCUAUCGGAAGAGGACUGGCUCUCCACAUGCCCACGGAUGUCUCUGCGGAGCUUUCCGGUGCCUCAAAACCCAGUAUGGGGGGCGGAUCUGCAGAGGUGACCCCAAUCCCACCGCCUGCUGCCACAGAGACCCCCGUAGCCUGGAUGGGGGGCGUUGGGGGGGGCAUUUCCAGGGGACUUCACAUAGGAGCUGCUCCUUACAGUGCCAUGUGUUUUGGACGGGGACACUUCUUCCAGAAAAUUCCCCCCUACAGUCCCUAACAAAAUCAGCUAAAUGAAUCUGGGGGUGCUUCAGCAUUUUGGUUGUUUGUUCCUGUUUAUUAUGAGAAAUGAGCCCCUCUUCAGUAUCAGCGACGCAUCUCUUUCGUUCCUGUUUAUGGGCACUGUCGUUUCGAGGCAUACCCGAAACUGACCAUUAGAUGGCAUUGUUGAGUCAUGAGACUUUUUCUUGGCUAGUUAGCGCUCGGUGACGUGUUGGAUUUAGUUUUUUUUUCUUUCGUUUGACAUUCUGACAGCUAGAUUGAGCAUUUGACAGAGCUUACUGUCCAAAAAGUCUGCGCUGGAGGAUUGAUUACCAGUCAGGGAUUUAAAAAUAAACAUUCGCCAGUCUUGCUUUAAUUAUG